Molecule: messenger RNA, 5205 nt
Organism: Symbiodinium sp. CCMP2592
Lineage: Eukaryota; Dinophyceae; Suessiales; Symbiodiniaceae
Source: the annotation of a GenBank genome assembly
AUGGUGCGGGCCUACCUGCCGGAAGAGGACUUCAAAGCUAUGUCCUACUGGCAGCAAUGGGACGAGGUAGUGAAGAUGAUCUUCGAGGUCGGGGGCUUGCCGGCUUUACCGGCCACCAUGAUGCACCUCGUUUGGAACUUGCUCCAAAUGGGUUUGUGGUAUGCCACCGCUCGUGCAUUCCCGUCGGCCGACGGAUUCUACUUCGGCUUCCUCCGGAAUGCGCUGAUGGGACACUUCUUGUUCGAGUUCCUAUCUUGGACAGGUACCUACUCAGGGCCGCUGAUGGGAAACAUCAACCCACCCUUUCCCUGGACCCGGAUGCGCUUCAUCCGUGGAACCAUCAAGGAGCCCUUCUUCCAGUGCUUGGGCUAUAAGCGAACCUGGCUGGACGUCUUAGUGUGCUCCGCGGUGGUACCCAUCAUGAUCUUUCUCCUGGUCACCCCGGACGCCGGAGUGUGGGAGGCUCUCUGGCCCGCCUGCGUUUGGACCCUCUUCAUCCUGGACUACUCCUGCUACACAGGCUUUUUCGGUGCCUGGCAUGGGCCUGUCUCCUUGAUCUUUGGAUCAAGGGCCCUCUUCGGCCCUCAGGGCACGAACGCUGGGCUCCAGCUGGUGCUGGUGAUGACCUGGAUCGGCAGUGGUGUCGCCAAGCAUGGGGACUGGUUCGUGGUCAACUUUGCGGCAGAGUGGGUGCUGCCCUACAUCUUUGCAGGAAGCCGCUUCUGGCAGAACCUCAUCUACAAGGAUAUCCCGGGAGGGGACUGCACCCCGACGCGACUGGCAGCCGUCUUGGGCUACGCGGCUGCGAUACUGGAGUGGGCAGGUCCCCUGUUCCUGCUCUUCGCACCUUUCUGUGGAUCAUAUCAGGCCUCCUCAGCUUUGAUAGGGCUGGGACUGAUGGUUCUGAUGCACAUCUACAUCAUCGUGCACCUGCCCUUCAUCGACGUUUUUGCCAUCAACUUGAUCCCCAUCCUUUGGACCAUCUAUUGCUUCUGGAUGACCAGCGUGGGUUUCGAUUAUGCGGACUUGUGGCAAAUGCCCUUGCCUUUGAAACUCUGCUUCCUGGGCUUUGCUCUCCAGACCGUCUAUGGGCAGAUCUACACGGACCAGGUGUGCUACCAGAACUGCUACCGCUUCUGGUCCGGUAACUUCUCCUUCUCCUGGUUCCUGAUGACAGACUCCGCCAUUGAAAAGAUGAAGAGCCGCGUGAUCUCCACCGCAGUCUUCCCGCCUUCGGAAGAUUUGAAAGCCUCUGGCUUGAUGGCCGAGUGGGAGUGCGACUUUUUUGCUUACUUUGCUGUGGGAAUGCUUUGGUCCAUCAUGCCCUCCCAGCGGCUCUUACCGCUCAUGGUACACGAGGUCACCAAGGGCAAGCCCCUCCACGAGCUGAAUGUGAUGCCUGCCUGGGCGGUCGUGAACCAUUGCAUGGGCAGCGCCAGCAACGACGACGGCCGCGUGACCCAGCUCCUUCCGCGACUCCAAGAGGUCGUUAACUUUGAAAGUGGAGAGUGUAUUUGCCUGCGAUGCAAGUCCUGCUCCGGCUUCGGCGGCAAGAUGGCCUACGAGGCGCUUGACCUCUGCAAUGGACAGCUCUUCUCAGGAGUCUGGGAGGUCGCGGAUGCCGUGAAGCUCCGCAAGCCUUCCGACACGCUGGUGGUAACAAGCGUGGUCUCGCAGAAGGGCGGCGUUGCCAAAGUGUUCGCAUCAGACUCCGACUACUUCCACGCUGAUGAUAGUGGUCUCGACAGGGAAAUGCUGCGGAAGCGCGUUGGGUUGGAGUACAAAAUGUUGAGCAUGCUGCCCCGGUUGGUCUUCUUCAUUGUAUGCUUCGGAUUGUUUAUCGCCAUCCAGCAGGUUGAAUACGAUCCCACGAAUUUCUCCGGAAUCCACCUGCGCCUCGGCGACCACUUCCACUUGGACAACGUGUACGGCAUCCGACAGAUUCCAGAGCUCAUCGAGUACUUGGAUACGUUCGUGAUUUCCAAUGCACAGCUCGAUCCUCUCAACAUCUACCACUGGUGUGCAGAGGAUGAUGCACUUCCAACACCUGUUGGCAAGAUCAGGUGUCGGCGAGAUCAAGGUGAGAUACCGGACAAGGCCUUUCUGGAUCACUACAACGUGUACAACCAGCGGAUCCAGGAUGCUCAGAGCGAAGCUUUGCUCAACAUGGUUCAGGAGCUCCGCGAUGCCAUUAUCAACAACGACAACAACAAUUCGAACAGCUCGUCUGGUUCAUCCUGGCGACGCCUGAAGGAGGACGAGAGGGAAGCCAAGGCCGCAAAGUCGCCAAGAGCACCACGACAGCGCCACGCAUCAGCGUCGCUGCGUCCUCCCCAAGUGGCAUCGAGCGAAGCUGCCUCGGCGACCAACGCCCCUUUCACUCUCGCGAACACGUCCGGGAUUGUGGGAUUCGCGUUGAAUGGAGUUUUGCUCAUCGGAGCCCAUCAGCAUCAUGGCCACUCCAUGCCAACGUCAUGGCAUUUCGACGACUGUGGCGGGCAUGUGGACUCAGAUGGGCACUACCACUACCACUUCCCGGCCUCCUGCUAUUUGUCAGCUCAAGGCUUGGCCUCUCCCGGCCGUACAGAUUGGUGGGCGCAGUCUGACCCAAUGGCGUUUUGGCCGACACUGUCGAAGCCCUCGCCAGUCCUCGGCUACGCUCUGGACGGCGUCCCUAUCCACGGCCCGUACGGACGCGAUGGCCGCCUUGUCGACGUGAGCGAGCUGGAUGAAUGCAAUGGCCGGUGGGAGAUGAAUGCAAGCGGCGAGAAGGAGUAUCACUACGUUUGGUCCGUCGCUGAGCCUUUCCUCCCUCAGUGCUUCCGAUUACGACCUGCACAGGUGGCAUUUGAGGAUCCCGGCAAUCCUUGUCGUGUACGGGGAGAGCCUAGCCUAAGCAUGGCCGCGCCCAAAGGGACGUCCAGCAAGGGUGAAUGGCUUCUUCUUUCACACGGAUGCCCAGACCAUCCUUACUUCAACAAUCCAAUGAAGGCUGCUGGCGUUGCGAAAGUCUUGGACAGCGAUCGAGUGACGUCGGUGGGCGCUACGGAGUGCCAUGCAGGUGGCAGCCACAACGCGAGCUAUGCAAGGGGUGGCUCCUUCCACGAUGGCGUUCUGAGAAGCUUGCAGAGUUCCGAUGCCAAUGAUACCGGAGGCGGCGUCCUUGAUGUCUUCAACCCUUGUGCAGCAGUUUUCGACUCUGGCAAUGGAGAAUCAAAUGAUGAUGGUGUCACUGAUGUCUUCAAUCCGUGUGCAGCAGUUUUCGACACCGAAGACAAUAAUGGGGUUCCAGAUCUCUUUGUUCGCUAUCGGCCGUUCUCUAUGACGGCCUCCUCCGUGGGCUUCCCCUUUAUCUGCCAGUCCCGGAACGUCGAGAAGGACUGCGAUUCCCAGUUCGUGGACAGCUACAACGCACAGAAACCCAACCCCGUCUACAAUGAGCCGCUCAACGCGCCGCGCGACUCGAGAAUCCUCCGCUGUCGUGGAGAAGAGUACUCAGCAGAACCACACGUAGGCUUCACCCCAGCGGUGCGAGAUGGCAUUCCCUACUACUGUGUGUUCCUGGAUGACAACAUCUUGACGACAAUUCGAGAGUUUGAGUGGAUCGAUGAUCUCACCCGCGACAUCUUCGUGGCCAGCUUCAUCUACUUCCCCAACGCAGAUGCUGUCUCACUGCUGAGGUUGGACUUUGCUUUCGAGAAUACUGGCCGAAUUGUUGCAGACAGGCGCAUCAACACGCACAGCGUUCUCCAGGAUGCACCGCGCUGGACAACAUACUUAGCCCUCCAGAGCACCUUCCUCGUUCUCAUUUACGCUCGGAUUCUGUUCAUCCUCCUCCGCUGCUGCCGAGUGAAAGCGCAUCGCCGCGUAACCUAUGACUGCUUGCUGACGGUGCUGCUUGGUGCUUUUGGCACCCAGGACCUCCUGUAUCGCCUCGUAGGUGAGGAUACGACCAUGACGGGCCUCAUCUCUUUGGUCAAUCGGAUUCUCAGCGUGGAAGACCCGUCGAGCCAAAGCGCCGUCGCAAUGGUCAUCAAUGACUCGUUCGAGACAUUGAACGUGAUCAAGGAUGCUGUGGCAUACCAGGAGUUGAUGAAGCUGCUGGCUUAUUUCCUGGUGUUCAUGUGCCUCCUCAGACUUAUCCAGUACAUGGAAGUGCAUCCGAAGGUCGACCUCAUCAGCCGCACAGUCAUGGUAGCAGCCGGCGAUAUGUUCCACUUCUGCCUGAUCUUUAUCAUCUUCUUCGCGAUUUUGGCCUGGCUGGCUCACUGGUCCUUCGGCCCAGACAAGAUUGCGUUCUCCACCUUCCGCAUUGCCGCCAACACAUGCUUUCAGAUGUUGAUCGGCGAGUACCCCUUUGAGGAUGAGUGGACAGAAGGCUGGCUGCAGAAGAUUUGGUACAUUCUGUAUACCUUCCUGCUCUUCUUGGUCUCGUUGAACAUUUUGCUGGCCAUCAUUGUUGAGAGCUUUCUCAGGGUCAAGCAGGAGACAGAAGGAAGGCUGGAGGUCAAGAGCUUGGUGUUGGACCUCCUCUCCUUGCCUUUGAAAGCGCUGAUUGGCUUCCAUCACCGAUGGCCGUCGACCCGCGCAUUGUACUUUCAUCUCGAGGCAACCCGCUUGUGGAAAGCUCCGGUAACAGCAAAGGAAUUGGCAAUGUCCACGCAGGCCGUCUUCGGAAACCUGGACAAAGCGGCCGACCUCCUGCGAUACUACCAUUGGCUCUUGGGCAACGUUGUCCUCGAUGAGAAGGGGCGCGAGUAUGAGGACUACAGAGCAUUCGUUUCUGAGUUUGUGGGCAGUGCUCGGGCUUUCUCGUCAAUGAACUUCGACAUGCGAUCUUUCCUCAGGAAGGUGGUCAUCAUCCAGUCUGCCUUCAGACGUCGCAUUGCCAUGAGGAGGGUGGACAAGCUGAGAAGGCAAAGGCAGCAGCAGCUGAAGCGUCAGCAAGUUGCGAUGAAAGAGCUCGCUUCGACGCAGCUGGACUUGCGCAACUCUCCAGGCAACGUCAUUUGGCUGGGUCUCCCACCUCAGUCAGUCGAACAACUGCUGCUGAUGCAGGGCGGCGGCGCAACUGCUUCAGGUGCAGACACGGACACAUGGACAGGUUCAGACAGUCUUAUGAGCGCAGAGGACGAGGGCAGCGGCAGCGGCAUUCCCAAGAGGUCACCGUUUCUGACCGAUAAGACCAUGACACUCAACGUUUGA